This is a messenger RNA of Oreochromis niloticus (Nile tilapia), 12309 nucleotides long. It is a transcript of the gene grin2da, whose product is annotated as glutamate receptor, ionotropic, N-methyl D-aspartate 2D, a. Gene Ontology annotation, molecular function: signaling receptor activity; ligand-gated monoatomic ion channel activity. NCBI's taxonomy places the organism in Eukaryota, Metazoa, Chordata, Actinopteri, Cichliformes, Cichlidae. The record is from RefSeq and is a predicted model, not a curated record. Gene Ontology annotation, cellular component: membrane. Gene Ontology annotation, biological process: monoatomic ion transport.
UAGGGAGAGAGAUUAGUGAUGAAGGCUACAGGAAAGAAGAAACAAAUAUUUAGGUGAAGUUAAAAAAAAAAAACAGUUUGCAUCGGACAACUUAGUUUAGCAUUCAACACGUGUCGUGAGGAAGUAAUGAGGACCCAGAGAGGUGGAUGGGAGAGAGAGGGAGGUAGAGAGACGUUGCUAGGUGACGGAGCGUACAUACUGAAUUUUAACAAAAUAACGGGAGAGGAGAGAGUGAGUGAGAGGGACAGAGAGGUAGCAGUCAGCAACAUGUAGCCUCGCCGAGUGGAGGAAAGGUCGAAACUGUGUGUGCGCGAUUCUUUGCUCUUUUCUUUUUUGUCGGGAGGGGUGAUAUGUUUCGCUUUCAUCCCGAGGACAUUAUCCCGCAACAUUAGAAUCGAUCAGGCUCUAUGCCGCAGGAAAUGUCCAGCGGAGGGAUGGACGGAUGGAUUGUGGUGCACGGAGAGAAGACGCGGAGAGCAAAAAGAGAAGAAAAAGAGUGCGGGGCUCCUGAAAACAGGUCUCUUCUCCUCAUCAGGUGAAGCACUGUGAACCGCCGACCCCCUCACCACCCUCCCUCCUCUCCUCCUCCCCUCUUUCCCUAGAGGCACCACCCACUACCCUUAAAUCCCCAAACCCCACCUGCCAACACCUGCCAAACUCCCUCCGACAGCUGCAACUGGCCCCCCUUUUACCCCAUGGUGGCCCCAAGGCCCGCCCUCUCACUGCUAUUGGCUGUCCUGGCCUGUACGGGGCCCGCACGCCCCUCGCCCCCCCUGCUUCUCCGGCCCCGGGAGAGAGAGAGGGACUCAGGUGGUGUCAACAUCGCCGUGGUCCACUCGGGCUCCUCCCUGCUCCCGGAGACCGCGGUGGUGGGAGGCGCGGGGUCGGGGAGCCGGGGCCCGGUCUGGGAAACGGUCCGGGAGGAGGGGAGGAGGGGGAGGAGGGGAGGAAGGGGAGUAACAGAGACAGCUUCAUUAGCUGAAGUGGCCGAGAUGGCUUCGUUUUCCUCCUCGUCACACCUGUCACUGGCCGCGCUCGUGGGGGAGACGGUGAUGACGCCCUCGGGUCAGGCCAACGUCAUCUACCUGGCUGUGAAUGAGAGCAGUCCCGGGACCCUGCUGCUGCAGCUGUGUGAGCUGCUGGCCACAACGCCACUGCAGGGUUUAGUGUUUGAGGAAGAGAGACCGCCACCGCCGAACCGCGCCCCUCUGGCCCCGAUGCUGGAGUUCGUCUCUGCCCAGACGGGGGUUCCCGUUGUUGCCGUUGGGGGAGGAGCCAGUCUGGGAAGAGAGCCACAGGAGAGCGGUUCCAUCUACCUCCAGUUCACCUGCUCCACAUUGCUUCAGCUUGAGGUCAUCUUCGAGGUGCUUGAAGAGUAUGACUGGACCUCCUUCUCCGUUGUGACCACCCGUCACCAUGGCUACGAGGACUUCCUGGCCAUGGUGGAGGGUAUGACCGAUGGCUCUUUCAUUGGUUGGGAAAGGAAGAGUGUGGUGAUUCUUAAUGUAACGGACGACCCCGGUGGGGCACGGACGAAACGACUGCUCAAGGACAAUGAAGCCCAGGUCCGCCUUCUGUACUGCUCCCUGGAAGAGGCAGAGCUCAUUUUCCGGGCAGCUUGGGCAGCGGGUCAGGCCGGGCCCAGCCAUAUGUGGUUUGCUGUGGGACCAGCCCUAUCCGGGUUGGGUCGAGGGCUUCCAAAGGCUUUGUUUGCUAUCCGGCCGCAGGGAUGGAGGGAUGAGCCACGCAGGCGUAUUGCCAAAGGUGUUUCUGUCCUCACCCAUGGGGCAAUGGCUCUGCGGAAGGACCAGGGAGCCACCAGCCGAGCGCAGUACGCUGGCAACUGUCAGAGCGACGGCAACCAGACCCAUCGAGUGCCAGACAGAAUCAAGUACUUCACCAAUAUAUCCAUAGGUGGACGGGACUAUUCUUUCAACAGUGACGGCUACUUAUCCAAACCGCUGCUUGAUGUUAUCUCCUAUUCCAACGGGAGAGGCUGGGAGGAGGUUGGCUGGUGGGAGAACGGACACCUGCGACUACGGUAUCACCCCUGGUCUCGCUAUGGCUCUUUCUUGAAGCCCCUGGAUGACUCCCAACAUCUUCGAGUGGUCACAUUGGAGGAGAGGCCUUUUGUCAUAGUGGAACCUGCUGACCCAGGCACUGGCUCCUGCAUCCGGGACUCUGUACCCUGCCGCAUGCCCGUUAACUCCAGUCUGGUGGUGGAUGGUGUUAGACCCAUGAAGCACUGCUGUAAAGGGUUCUGCAUCGAUGUCCUAAAGCGCCUCGCAAAGAUUGUAGGCUUCACCUAUGACCUUUACCUGGUGACAAAUGGGAGGCAUGGGAAAAACAUUGAUGGGGAGUGGAACGGCAUGGUAGGAGAGGUGGUGUCCAACAGGGCAGACAUGGCCAUCGGCUCACUCACCAUUAAUGAAGAGAGAUCAGAGGUUGUUGAGUUUUCGGUUCCAUUUGUGGAGACUGGCAUCAGUGUCAUGGUUUCGCGCAGUAACGGCACAGUAUCACCUUCUGCUUUCCUUGAGCCCUACAGCCCAGCGGUGUGGGUGAUGAUGUUUGUGAUGUGCCUGUCGGUCGUGGCUGUCACCGUCUUCAUCUUUGAGUUCUUCAGCCCCGUGGGAUACAACCGCAGCCUGCAGAGUGCUAAGAAGUCAGGGGGAUCUAAGUUCACCAUAGGGAAAUCUGUCUGGCUGCUCUGGGCUCUGGUCUUCAAUAACUCUGUGCCUGUGGAGAAUCCCAGAGGAACCACCAGCAAGAUCAUGGUGCUGGUGUGGGCCUUUUUCGCUGUCAUCUUCCUGGCCUCCUACACUGCCAACCUGGCUGCCUUCAUGAUCCAGGAGGAGUAUAUCGACACGGUGUCAGGGCUGUCAGAUAAGAAGUUUCAGCAGCCGACAGAGCAGUACCCACCACUGCGUUUCGGCACGGUGCCAAAUGGCAGCACUGAGGAGAACAUCCGCUCCAACUAUCCCAACAUGCACCAGUAUAUGAUUCGCAACAACCAGAAGGGUGUAGAGGAAGCCAUUGACAACCUCAAGACUGGAAAACUAGAUGCCUUCAUUUAUGAUGCUGCAGUGUUGAACUACAUGGCCAGGAAGGACGAGGGCUGCAAGGUUAUGACCAUCGGCUCUGGUAAGGUGUUUGCCACUACGGGUUACGGUAUUGCACUGCACAAGAAUUCCCGCUGGAAACGCCCACUGGACCUGGCUCUGCUGCAGUUAGUUGGAGAUGACGUAAAAGAUGAGAUUGAUAUGUUGGAGCGUCUCUGGUUGUCGGGCAUCUGCCACAAUGAUAAGAUUGAGGUGAUGAGCAGUAAACUGGACAUUGACAACAUGGCGGGGGUCUUUUAUAUGCUGCUGGUGGCAAUGGGCCUCAGCCUCUUGGUGUUUGCCUGGGAGCAUCUGGUGUAUUGGAAAUUACGGCACUGUGUUAAACGAUCGGGUGGGAUGGACUUCCUCCUGGCUCUCAGCAGGGGGAUGUACAGUUGCUGCCAGUUUGAGGAUGAGACAACACCGGGAGGGAGCAAAAGCUCUUUGCCCCAGUAUCACACCGUGACCAACAUGCCUAGUGCACCCCAACAACACCUUGUUACAGCCACAGUAAACAACACAACUGCCAUUGCCAUGGUGCAGCAGCAACAGCCGCAGAAGCACCACCAACAGCAACCGGGGCAGACCUAUACCACUAUGUUACCUGGGUCUCCGCCAACUGCCGGACACUCAGCAAUGGCUCUUGGUCCCUCAACUAGCCCCUUACUAGAGGGCCCCAUGCCUUGCUCCACUUUCUUGCCUCGACAUGACCGCAGACUGGCUGUGGUUGAUCGCUGGAACAGGCCAAAGCCAGAAAAGGUUGUGAGCACAGGCAGUUCUGGAGGAGUUGGUGUUGGAGGGAUAGCUGGUGGGAUCACUGAACUACAGGCCCAGCAGCAGUAUCAACAGAACCUUGGGCAGCACUGGAGCCUGCAAGGAGGAAUUGCAGGUGGAGCAGGGGGAGUAGGUGAUACAGGACUAGAUGAAUAUAAGCGCUACUAUGGUCCUAUUGAUCCAGAGGGGCUAGGAUCUAACUCAGACCAACAGGCAGGGGGCCCCCAGCAGACUCCCAAAGCCAAUUCUCGAGGCCCCAAGGCCUCAGGUAUGCCAAGGCUACCUCCUAAAGGCUCCCAACAAGGCCCGGGGCACCUAAUCUCCAAGCCUCCUCCACCAAUCCCAUCUUCUCCACGAAGGCCUCCCUUCUGGCGACGAGGCAGCUUAGCUCAGACAAGGAGAAAAGGCUCAGGAGGUCCCCUGUAUGAGAACAUCCUCCCUCUGGGGAGGCGAGGAGGUGGGCGAUAUGGAGCAAGUGAUGGAGGUGGAAGAAGAGGACGUCGUCCCCCUCCACCUCCUCCUCUUCCUGCCCCUCUUUCUUCUCCAACACACACCCCUACCACUCCCUCGUCCCCAUGCCGUUUCUACUCGUCUUGUUCCAGUGCCUCGUCUUCUUCCUCUUCUUCCACAUCAUCCUCAUCCUCUUCUUCAUCCUCAGUGUCACUUUCCCGUUCAAACUCACCUUCUUCUUGCUCAAGUGACAGCUCCUACAACUCCUCGCUUAGUUUUCGGUAUCGAGCAGGUGAUCGGGAUUUUAUCGUAGAUGACGAAUAUGACUCGGAUCUCCUUACAGAGGAGUCCAGCCUCCUUCUUGGGAGGAGGAAAAUUCGAUCACGCCGAAUGUCAUCGCGCUCACUGCCGUGCAGCCCGCCACCUCCACCAGUACCACCACGCAAACCACGGCCCCAAAGAGAUUAUGGCAGAGAGAGGACCGGCAGCCAACUGGCCCAGUUACAGGAGUGGUGGGCAUCAUGGGGUGACAGAGACCGAGGGAGGAGUGGAGCAACAAGUCGAGGAGAAGGAGGAGUGGGUAGAGAGGAGAAGAGACACCACAAAGAGAGGGAGCGUGAAAAAAAGAGAAGGAAGAAAGGUCGAAAGAAGAAGAAGAGGGAGGAGAGAGAGAGAGAAAGGGAGCGAAAGCGGCGCAAAGCAAAGAAAAAGAGGAAGAAAGAUGAUAAGAUGAGGAAGAGAGAUCGGAAAAGGUCAGAGCAGGAAGGAGGGGAUCCUGAAAAAAGAGAGGAACUCAAAUCAGGAACACCAGACUUCCCAUCUUACCCAGCACUGAGGCGAGAGUCCUUUCGGAAAAAAAGUGAGAGCUCAGUGAGAAGUUACGGAUGGAACAUCCCAGGUGAAGAUGAGCGAAAAGAAAGAGAAGAGAAAACCAGGGAUGAUGGGGAAGACAGCAGAGGAAAGGAAAGACACCACCGGCGAAGAAACAGCAAGCACUAUCACAGCUCGAGCAGCAAGCCUUCUACAUCAGUCAAGUUCUGGGGAGGGGGCAACCCAUCCUCUGAUGCCAUUCCAUCUGCCUUCCUGCCCUUGUUGCCUGUCUCUUCUAAAAGGAGGAAGAGUAAAAGUUCAGACAGGGAUGCUCUAGGAGUAGAAGGAGAGAGGAGGCCGUUGUUGGGACGGAAUGAAAGAGCGGAGGUGCACUCCAAGGAGGGGCUGUCCUUCCAUGAGUGGGAAUCUGAAGUGGAUGAUGAAGAAGAAGAUUCGGAGCGCGACAGGAGGAAAGCAGAGCAUGUGAAGAGGCGUGGAGGAGGAAGGACAAUUUCUGAUGAUGAGCGUGAACGUGAUAAGGUAGUCGGGAUAUAUUCUGAUGAUGACGGUUCUUCUGGGGAGUUUGGGAAAUUCGAGAGGUACUGGGAAGAUCAUGAAGGUAGAGCAGUGGGAGGGAUUGGAGGGGGAGGUUGGUUUUUCAGUACCUAUCCUUCCCGGGAAAAAGCUGGCAGCAUCAACAGCAGAGAUGACCUGUUCCUGGAGCGAGGAGAGAGGUGGGGAACAGCGGAGAGUGGCUGGGGAUCAGGUGGAGGUGGAGGUGGGGGAGGAGAGCGAGCAGAGCGAGGGUGGGGAUCAGGUUCGCACUGGCCCCCACCUCCUCUCACACCACCUCCUCCUCGACGAUACUGGUCAGUGGAUAAGCUCCACAUACAGGAUGAGAAGAGGAGUAAGCGCAAGUCAAAGGAUAAGGGAAGAGGGCACGCUGCUUGUUCCUCCUGUCACUCCCCGAGACACCACCCACACUCCCAUUCCUCCAAAUGGGCUCGCGUAACUUCACGAAGCCAGGAAGAGCUUUACCACCACUGCCAGAGUUUUAGUGGCCCCAUGAAGCCGAAACAUGACUCUUCAUCUUCGUCCAAACCCGAUCGGUCACAGAAUCCAUCAAAAUCUGGCAGCCAGUCAAACCUCAGUAUCCAGCAGCGCACACAGAGAACAGAUAGGGAUCGAGAUCGAGGAAGACAGGCUUCCCCUCCUCCAGCACUUAUCCCUAACUUGCCGCCUCCGCUCCCUGCCCUUCCAGCUCCACCAUCCUCAUCUCAUUCUAUACAUGUUCCUCCACCUACUCCUUCCUCUUCUGUAUCUUCUCCUUCUGUGGUCUCAUCAACACCAGGGGCACCCCAAGCCUCGUCCAUGGCUUCGGCAAGUGCCAAACUGCAGUACCAGAGAUUGCGCUCUGUACCCCAGCCCCAGAGAUUUCCUCAGUCCCCUCAUUUACCCCUCAAAACCAAGAGCCUUUGCUCCCGAAGGGGCUCUGCCCAUUUCUCCAGCGUGGAGAGUGAGGUCUGAAGUUUAACAAGGUAUCAAAAGUCAUAAGAGAGAGCCCUUCGAGGCUAAAGCGGUUGAACUGGAUUUGAAUCUGCCCAGCAGCGAACAUGCUGCCAAGCCAAGUCAGUACAGCGUACGCACUGAGCCCUUUCCUAAAGUUCUGCACAAAUAAACAAACCAGAAAGCCAAACAAACCCAAUGGGGUAGGUCUAAGGAAAACAUGAGCAAUCUCUUGUUACUUCCUUUUAUUCCUCUCAGUAUGUGAAAGACUACAACCACAGCAACAACUUGCAUUCUAAAGUAAGUUAACCAAGACACCGAAAGCAAAUCAAACAUCAAAAGUGUUACAAACGAAAGAGAAUCCUUUGCUCUAGAAAGUAAAGGGCUUUGGAUGUUGAAGCAGAGCAGUAGUUUGUAUUCACAGGAUUCUUAAUGCUUACUGAGGGCUCAGGAACUUUGUAGUACUGUAUACCUGCUGCUCUCGGAAGCCUUUAAAACAGAACACUUUCUUGCUUUUUGUUUUUGUGUUUUCUUUUUUUUUUUCUUACACAAAUCGCUUACCCCCUAUUUCCCUAUUUUUCUUUGUCCUUAACAAACUGUUUACACCCCCGCAGAACUGUGACGCCCGUUUGAGGCACCUUUGUUGUGUAUGAUCAAUACCUUCUUGCUUAGAAGAAGAGGAGGGUGGUAACCACCUUGUCUUCUCCGGUGUCCGCUGUUUUUCUUUAGUUUACACCACCGCCCCUUUCCCCCAACGUAUUCUACCCCCUUUAUUUUUAUUUAUUUUUUUGUUCUGUUCUUUCAAUUUGUUUUUCUAUUCCUUUCCCACCUUAUUCACAUGUCUACCUUGUCAUCUCUCCUGUCAUCUCCUCUCCUGUCCUCCCCUCUUGGCUCUUCUCCUUGAUGUGAUUAUUCUGUGUGUCUGUGCUUUUCUGUGUUUGUAUUUUUGACAACAGGGUAAGUCAACUGUGACUGAUAUUCUACUGGCUUAAUGAAAAGCUGAGUGCCAAACUUAAGUAGAGCUCAACAUCAAUCUGUACAACGUUAGCAGCUGUGUUUCCUUUUAUCUUGCAGAGUAUUCCAUCAUCUCCAAAAUAUGCACACAUGCUAACACACACACACACACACAAGCCCGUUCAGCUAUCUUAGUGAGGACCUUCAUUGACAUAAUGGUUUUCCUAGUCCCUUACCCUAACCCUAACCAUUAAAAAUUAAUGCCUAACCCUAACCCUAACCCUUACCCUAAACCUAACCAUAACCUAAUUGUAACCCUGACACUAAAACCACAUUUUGAGCCUCAAAAAGGCCUUCAAACUUGUGAGGACCGGUGAGUGUGUCCUCACAAGUGACUGUUGGUUCUCACAAGUAUAGUAGAAUGCAGAUUUCGGUCCUCACAAAGAUAGCUAGACAGGAACACAUACACACACACACUCAGAUAAAGCUACAUCCAAUGACACGUGCAGCCUAAAAAGUCACUUCAUCUAAUUCUGGUUUUGAGCAAUAUCUUGUUCACCCUCUAUUCAUGUCACAGCUUUAUUCUUUAAAAAACCUUUACUUCUGUGUUGUAGUUGUUGUUGUUAUUGAUGGUGUUCUAUGUAUCAAGACAUGUAUUAAAUCUAAUACAAUGUAAGCACUGUGCCAUACUACUCAAGCUUGGGUGCACAUGAAACAUUCUCUCAACUACCUAACUGCGACAAUGGAGUGUCUGUUUCCUCCCUGUAUUUGACUGAAUGUAAAGUCAGCCUCUAAACAAGUGUGCUGCAACAACAAUUAAGACACUUUAAGAAGGAAAUUGUAGCAUCUCUGACAGUUUAGUGACAAAGCUCAGUUCCUGCUGACAUAAACAACGCUACACUUACCUGGUAAGGUAAGCUACUGAAGAAGCAAAGCUGCAAUGGGUUAUGGGUUAGAAAUUACUUGAGUUUUGUUUGCUUGUGUUAUCAAUCCAGGUGUGCGUGCCAUGAUGGAUCAGUCUAAUACUUUACAUGGGGCUACACAGAUUGUUAGGCAAGAUGCAGGGAAAUAAAUACUUAUAGCCUUAUGCUAAUUGCUCCUGCCAUAUGUUUUGUGUAAAUUAUGAAGGUAUGUAUUUUAGUCAACAUGUGUGGACAGGACGGUCAGGCAAGGAUUCUAUUGGAGCAAAAUUAGAUCUUGUACGAGUGCCGUUUUGAUGUCAAAGAGAUUAUGGCUGUGUUGUUAUGAUAGCAGGGUUUGAGAAAGUGUUGGGUUUGAGUGUAUAGAAGACACAGUAGAACCUCCUGUGAUACUGUUUUUCUUUUUUUAAGUAUUUCUCACCUUGUAAAUGUGUAACCAAGAGCUAUAGCUUUUUAAUCCAUUACCGAGCUGACACCAGCAGUUACACUCCGAUGUCAAGCACUUAGCAAGAGUAGUCUGUUAGAACCAUCAACAUUAGAAUUCAGCAUCAGGACACUGGACAUCAGCGGAGUACAAUUAAAUAGGCAAGACCCGCCGGCACAAUGCUGUUUGUGUUUUUUCAUUUGGUCAAGGUGACUGAGCCAACUUUCCCAUACGUCUGGUCAGCUCAUGUCGUUUGCCUCUAACUGCAUCUGAGCCAUAAUUUACUUCAGCUGAAGAAAACAAAAAGAGAACUUAUGUUUUUAACAUAAACUUGCUGUGUAGAGUUUGUCUGACUUUCUUUUAACUAAAAAUCUAGAUAUAUAUAUUAUAUAUAUAUAUAUAUAUUUGUGGCGGUGGGUAGCGUUAGAUAAAAUUGUUGUUUAGCAUCUUGAUAUUUGGGGAUAUUGUUUCUCAUUUCCACUUCAUUAUAAUAAAAAAGUAUAUAAAUACUUUGUGUUAAUACAUGCUUCAUAAUCUUCACAGACCACAGGGAAAUUCCUAACACCAGAUUAUAGAUUUCCAUUCUUCAAACGUGAGACUGUAUUACAUCAAGUUAUAUAGUUCAGUGCUUAUUACAAUCAGCAGCAACAACCUAAUUGAAGUGAAACCUGGAAAAAAAGUUUAAUAUGUUUCUGUGCAUUCACAUCGCAAGCAACUCAUGUUUGUUGCCAAAAAUUGCAAUCAACACUUUAAUCUUGUUUGGCGAGCACGCUUUCACUCCCAGCUCGUUUGAUCAGAACUCUUUGAAUGCAUCAUACUUUAAUGUCCUGGCUAUCCUUUAGCACAGGGGUGUCCAACUCCAUUCCUCGAGAGCUACUGUCCUGCAGCUUUUAGACGCAUCCUUGUUCCGACAGACCUGGAUCAUGGCUUGUUAUGAGGCUGUGGUGCGGGUGUGGUCUCUGGCCCGCUGCAGAGGAGGGGUGGCACGGCGAGCUCCCGAGGUGGUGCGGAGGCGGGGCUGAACAGGUGUUUGGGACGAGUGACUGAUUGCGACUCUUUUUAUGUUUCAGUGACAGUCGAGGAGGGAGAGCAGAGUGACCACUGAGCGGGAGUGUCUGUGUCCCGUGCAUUAAGCCGAAACCACAGCAAUAAUAAAAUAAGUGUGUGUCACUAUACCCACGGUCUGUGUGUGUGUUGGGGUCCGAUGUCACACAGGCCUUUGCCAAACUUGAUGGCACGCUGAAGAGUUAAUCCAUCCAUUUGAUUCAGCUCUGUUGGAGUAGGGAUGCAUCUAAAAGCUGCAGGACAGUAGCUCUCGAGGACUGGAGUUGGACAUCCCUGCUUUAGCGUAAUUGUUCAGCCUGCAGGCUUAGCUUUGUCAUCAUGCAUAUUUUGACUCAAACCACGAUCUGUUCCAAAAGCCAAAUGAUUUUUGUGCCUAAAUGAUGAAUGACAAACCAAAAACCAGUCAGUUAAAAAAUAAAAUUAGUUCACAAAACUCUAACACUAUAUAUGAAGCUCAGACAACUGGUCAAAUGUCUGGUGACUGGCAUCACCACUACCCCUACUGCAUGUUUUUUUUUAGACUGUCACUUUUUCAAACAGAAAUGUUUGCACUCGGUGUUCGGUAUUGCCAGUGCAGUUGUGUAAAUAGCACUGGUAUUAUUGAUCCUGGGAAUAAGAACAUGUUAAUUUGAAUGAAAAAGCCUUGUUGCUACACUCCUACACUAAAAUACUAGCUCAGUAACACAGCAGCUGCUAGCGGUGUGAAUACAAAGCUUGGGUGUUUCGUUAGAAAAAUGAGCCACCGACCUUUCCUUCUUUCCCCUUUCCUCUUUGUCCUCAUGUCUAUCCAUUGCAUUGGUGCGUGUCUGCCACUGUAAAGCUGGUCUGUUUUUAAAAAAAAGAAGAGUAUCUGUGGAUAUAUUUAUUUCAUCAAAAAAGCAUAUCUAAAUAUAUAUGACACUAUAUUUCAAGAUUAAAAUCUAUGUUAUAUAAGUUUGUCUACUAAAUUUACGGUAUUAUCUCAACGAGUGUGUCUUUUUUGUCCGUUUGUCCGUCUCUCCUCGUCUCGAAACUCCUGCACCGCUCCUUAGCGCCCAGUGAAAACAGAGACCAGUAUGUAACUGUGUUUUUGCUCACUUAAGACCAACCAUCCACCUCCAUUAGCUAUGUACUAUAGCUAACAUUUAAGGGUUCAUCAAAGCGACAACAUGGAGGGGUGCGUGAGUGUCUUACGACCGUGUCACUGUAGCAGUGGUGGCAUGUGUUUGAUUACCCAGAGGGGCCUUUAUUUUUGGUUUGGGCUACAGAUUAAUGACUAAUUAAACCUUUUAUGGAUACAGCAGCUUUUACCACAACUCUCACUUGUGUAGGCGGGGGUCACAUUCUUGACCCUGUUUUGGGUUCUCCAGACCCAUGACUUUAUACCUUAGUGUACAGUGAGGUGACCUCUUUGAAAAACAAUGUAGCGAGCAGCACAGGCUUCUUUUUUUCUCCUUUUCUCUUUUGCAUCUCUUAGUAGCUGUAUUGCUAUACGAACCAUGCACAGCUACCCCUGCCAACCAACCUAUAUGGUAUAUACUGUAUAAGGACUUUGAUAUCCAUACAUAGUGUGUUGUAUCUGCCAAGCUGCUGUGCUAUAAAACAAAACUAAAAAAAAAGGAAAAAAAUAGUUACACACAACAAACACCAAGUUUCUUUCUUAAUUUUACAAAACUGGGAAAGCUAAUACGACACAUGUCAGGGGCAGAGCCAAAUCUGCUUGCUAGUGUGGUUUCCACUAAGGCCAAAAAUGGUCGAACCAGGGCUUUCCUUUGAUCAUCCUAUUUUCAAACAACACAAACGAUAUCACCACUUUUUGCCAACAAGAAAGUAAAGGCUCCAAAUGUAGAACAUCUUAUACUUUUACAUGCCUAAGAUGCAUUAAAUGUAUAGUAUUCCUCUAUGGACACUGGUAUAUUCAUAUUCCAAAGUGUGUUUAAAUGUAUUUAAAGCUUCUAACAUUUAUUGCAUUUAUUGUUCCUGAGCCCUGGCAAGCCCAGUUUUAGCCUGCAGUGGAAGGAUGUCCACAAUUUUUGCCUGUAUGCCUCUGAACAAUGUCUCAAGGCCUUGUAAUAAUACUGCUGUUUUGAGUGACUGUAUGGGUUGAUGGCUGGUUGUGCUGCACUUUAUUGUCAGCACCUCACACACACGCAAAGACAUGUGUACACACACAAACACAGACACACACCACACACACGCACAGAUGUGGUUAGAUGUUGCCAUCCCUCUGCUUCAGCCACAUCUACCACCAGUGGGGAUAAUGACAAUACUGUGCUGUACUGCAAGCAGGACAAAAAUAAAAUGAUUUUAAUAAAGAACUGAAACAAUG